Molecule: messenger RNA, 2096 nt
Organism: Daldinia decipiens
Lineage: Eukaryota; Fungi; Ascomycota; Sordariomycetes; Xylariales; Hypoxylaceae
Exons: 1
Coding region: 442-1935 (497 amino acids)
Source: RefSeq, a predicted model, not a curated record
UGUUAUUGUAAUCCGUACAAUUGAUCCAUAUUAAAGAGCCAUUGGAACUACCACCUUUGUUAAUUAUAUCUACAAUGAGACUGCAAUCAAAGAGUCUACCACAGCUAUUGAAUGCCAUUAUUGACAAGUACUAUACUCUACUUCUCGAUUACAAUCAUUUAACUAUGGACAACCAAAACCCCAGAACAAUCCUUUUGAGGACGAAAAUAGCUGUUAGGCAUUGUCAAAGCCAUUGUUUGUACGAACUCAAAAAUCAAUUGGUAGAUGUCAGAACCUAUCUCUCAGUAUAAAGUCUACCCAAGGGAACCGUGAUGGAGAUGGCACCUAGAAAGCAGAUCAGAACACCUCAGCUCACAAUCUAUCUAAUUCAGCCGGACUCGAUAUUAGUCAAGUGAAUAUUCACAGGAUCUACCUCAGCUACUAAACUAUCAAUUCAACAAUAUGCCUGCAGCACCAAUGACCUCGGCCGCAAGGCUUAUCUCUAACCCCAACUUCAAGAGUGGCUGGGGAGCAGUUCUCACUCCCAAGACUAAUGAAGUAAUCCGCAGUGUAAAGAAGGAAGCCGACGGAAUGUAUCGAUUACAAACCGCAAGAGAUCGACCUAUCUCCCCGACUUCCAUAUACACCUCAUUGUUCUGGGAGGCGCGUAAUUUUAGAAAGACAUCCAUAGUCUUUACGCCCGCGGUUGAUGACGAACUCCAACUUUUCUCAGAGGAAGGUAAAGGGUUUGAUAAGGCUCGAAAGGAAAUUCGCAAAAAGGCAUCUGACAACAUCGACGAUGCUAGCUUUCAUCCGCUAUUUAAAUCUAUGCGUGAUUGUCGAUUCACGCUAUGGCCUAUCCACCUACCGGUACAGGACGUCUGGGUGACUGUCAUCUUGCAGAUUGGGGAAAUCUCCACGAACUUCCAAGAAUCUUCUACUCGUUUUGACCGAGAAGUGGUUGCAUGUGCUAUUGUCGACCCUUUACCAAAUGACCGUGAUGAUCGAAGACACUUUAUUAAGGAAAGAUUGGCAGAAAUCCUAGAAGAUGGCUGCAUCUAUUUACCUGACAGCGCUAUGAUUGAAAGCUUUACGACAGAAGACGUCUACGAGGCAUGGGAAACGGGACAUGUGGCUUACGCUAUAUGCCGAGAAUUCAUUCGUCGACUGAAGGUUCUCAAUUACCAAGAGGACUGUGGUCGUGCUGUGAACACCGACCUCCUCUGGACUGCAUUUGAGGAGCACUUUGACAUAGACUCCUACCGAGAAUCAAUGAUGGCUUCCUGUGCGCACCGUACCAUUCGAAACUCUGGAUAUCUUGUACGAAUGGCACUCGAGGUUCCUAGCGAGAAGUCGAACUACAAUCCCGACAGUUUAAAUGCUUUCUUCGAAGACCAACCUGAUGAGUGGUUUACAAAGCCCAAGGCAAAGCCAACCAGCAAGGCACGGGCCAAACCUUCCCAGAAAGGUGAGAGUAUCACGGCGCUAGCCACAGCUCCUGCAUCAGAGCAUGGGUCAGAAGUGUCGCAACCAAAUGACCCAGAAUCAGAUGGGAAUGGCUCGGACCAAGAUACGGAUGCAGAUCCAGUACCCGAAAGUGAUGUAUACACCUCUACGGAACCUGUAUUGGAUGGUCAUGACAAGCCUUUGGAAAGCCCAGUCCUUGAAAGCAUCGAGGCCGAAGAGCCUCAUGCCUAUGCAGCAGUCGUAACCGACAGCGAUCAAGGUCUCCAAGAACAGGGAAACACUUGCCAAGACCUUAGUAUUCCAGAACUCUCAAGAGAAGCAACUCCGGUUCCAGUUGUUGAAAUGCAAGCCACCCCUGAAGAAGCAGAACCUGGCUGCUCAACCCCGGCAUCAACCCCUGCUUCAAGCCCGGCAAAACGUAAACUGGAUGAACUAGAUGACGCUGAGCAGCCACCCACCAAGAGGGUGAAAAUCGAGGAUGCUGAAUAGAUAGAUGUAGGGACGAGUUUUUGUUUUUGGUGCUCUACCUCGGAGUAAUGUUUUAAUGCUAAGAUAGACUGCCUAGGUACCUAGAGAGAUAGAUAUCUGGCACCUACAUGUUAUGCUGUUUACAUGCUGAAUUUAUAAGUACCUGAUGUUUACGCGGAAGC